UUGUGGAUAUGGAUGGGCACGUCGAUAAGGCUUUAUGUUUGUUCGGGAUCGGAUUUUUUUAGAAACAGGGAACAUAAUCAUAAUACGAUAUUGGAUUGGAGGAUAUAUCUUCAAUAAACGAAUGAGGUGCAAGGCAAGUGCGGACAAUUCAAAUUUUGUACCAAGGAAACGAUUACAGUCUGUACGAUAAUGGUGGUUGUACUCGCAGCACCGCGCGUGCAUUUAAAUGCGCUGAUAAGAAAAACGCCAUUAACCUUGUAAUAGUUCGCCCAUUCAGAGGUGCAAAGGUCCAAAGCACAAUUAGUCCGGCCGCAUAACAUUACAUAACAAAAAUAGAAAUUUUUUUUUUAGAAAACGUCACUUGCACAUCCAUCGACCGAACGAACGCGCAACGGAAUGCAACGGAACUCGAUUACUUAAGAUACAACAAGUAAAUAUGACGUAACGAAACAAAACACAUCCAUUGAGACAUCGGAGAACGGUUCCCCCCUUCGUAAGCCCCCCAGAUAUCGUGUAGGUAAUUCAGACGAAACAGGAAAUAUGACAAUGGGUGACGAGACGCCAGUAACAACGUUAAUUUUACCAGUGCUAAUACGCCCAAUCCUAUCGCAGUUGGAGAGACGUGAUGUAUCAGCCUCACAAACACUCAGAGCUGCCCUGUCGAAAGCAGAAAGCUCCUUCCCUGGACUAACCUAUGAUCUAGUUGUGGGCAUCUUGCGUCGUGGUGAGCUCAAUGUGAACAUGAAUGAAAGCAUCCUGAGACUGCAAGGGGCCCUCAAUGAUUCUGACGUGGUUGAAUAUCGUUUAAAUCGUUCCGAGGACGCUUUUCAAGAACUGAAUAAAAAGUCUGCUACACUCAAGAAAAUCCUCAGUCGAAUUCCUGACGAAAUCACAGAUAGAAAAACAUUCUUGGAAAUAAUUAAGGAAAUUGCUAGUGCCAUCAAGAAACUGUUGGAUGCAGUGAAUGAAGUGAAUGGAUUCAUACCAGGUCCAACUGGAAAGCAAGCUCUUGAUCAACGCAAAAGGGAAUUUGUGAAAUACUCGAAGAGAUUCAGUAACACUCUGAAAGAGUAUUUCAAGGAAGGACACGCAAAUUCCGUAUUCGUAAGCGCUCUUUAUUUAAUCCAUCAAACCAAUAUGAUAAUAUCGACUGUGAAGAGCAAGUGCGAGUGAGAUAAGCAUUCAGGGCCUAGGACUAAAUUAAGUAUUAAUUUCUAAUAAUAUAUAUAUAUAAAAAAAUGUAUAAUAAGUGUGUUGUCGGUAUAAGGUUUUACAACUUUUAUUUUUUAAUUAUUUUCAUUUGAUUCUAAAUUCGAUAAAAUUUUGUUUGUUUUGUAUCGCUUAAAGAUUCCAUUUCUUAUGCAAUUCAUUCAUUCAUACUAGGUUUACUCUACCUGUAUUUUUUUUCUUUGUUUGUCGAGUAUUAUUAGGAUUUAAAACGUGCAGCAAUGAAUGAAGUGGGGAAAAGUUUAAAUUGUAUAGAUGUAUAAAAUAUGUUGGAAUAUAUUGAAUGAAUUUAUUUUUCAACGAAACAGAGAGAGCUAUAUAAUGUGAGAGAUUAUAUCUAACAUAGAUUUUCUUUAAAAUGCCAAAUUAUAAUAUAUAUAUGA
Molecule: messenger RNA, 1610 nt
Organism: Nicrophorus vespilloides
Lineage: Eukaryota; Metazoa; Arthropoda; Insecta; Coleoptera; Silphidae
Gene: Ccm3
Product: programmed cell death protein 10
Exons: 6
Coding region: 541-1173 (210 amino acids)
Biological process (GO): positive regulation of MAP kinase activity; regulation of Golgi organization
Cellular component (GO): Golgi apparatus; FAR/SIP/STRIPAK complex
Molecular function (GO): protein kinase binding
Source: RefSeq, a predicted model, not a curated record